Molecule: messenger RNA, 3835 nt
Organism: Diachasmimorpha longicaudata
Lineage: Eukaryota; Metazoa; Arthropoda; Insecta; Hymenoptera; Braconidae
Product: putative helicase mov-10-B.1
Exons: 2
Coding region: 460-2772 (770 amino acids)
Biological process (GO): regulatory ncRNA-mediated post-transcriptional gene silencing
Cellular component (GO): P granule; cytosol
Molecular function (GO): 5'-3' RNA helicase activity; ATP hydrolysis activity; RNA binding
Source: RefSeq, a predicted model, not a curated record
GCGGCGGGCGCCCUGACGCCAGCUGUUGUGGGGGUAGUUUUCGGGAGGGGUUUGUUCAUACGGCAUAACUGACGCCUCGGAGUGGUUGACGAUGUUGCAUGGGGCUCAGUGAGUUUUUGACCUUCAGGGACUAAGGUGAGACUCGCUUGUCGUUGUUGUGAGGUUAUUCUGAUUUUGUUUUGAAUGCUUUGGUGACCACGUCCUUUGAGAAAGGUUAGGUUGAACCGAAACCAUGGAACUAACGAGACAAAUUUCAUUCCUGAGCCGCCGUGAUACCAUGCGGGUUGCUGAGCUCAAUUUACCUGACAAAUACCAUGGACAAGACCCAUUUUCAAUUCUAGAAUUGACUCCGUGGGCAACCGCUCGCCUAAUACACCAGGGAUACCGAAGGAUCUUUUCACUGUUCUCGAGAGUCAGCUCACACAAUCAGUAAAUUGGUCAGAGACUGCGUGUCAGUACAUGAAAAUCCUACAAGGCCUCUCUUCGUUCAAACAUAUCGAUGAGGAUAUCUACUGGUACCUCUGGAAGCUGAUGCUCUACCUAGAGCAGUACCAAGGGAUUGUUGAGUGUAGAAACUAUGCCCUCUCUAGGAAGAAGAUCCAAAUGUCAUCUGUUAGAUCUGGAGAAUUCCUUAUUUCCGUACCUGGAUUAUCAGAGGACAGGCCCUCGCUUCGUCCGAAGGAUCAGGUGCAUGUUACUCGUGUCGAUGAUACGAGCCUAUUUAUUGGAGAUAUUCAAUUCGUAGGGGAACAGUAUAUCGCAGUUUCAUUCGACAAUUGUGAAUUUGCUGCCACUUACCAUCCUGAGCGAUUAUACGAUAUCAAAUUUUGCUGGUCACAGUGGGAGAACGCUUAUCAACAUUUCGUACUCGAUAAAAUAAAAGAAUUCAAUCUCAUGCGAGUGGUAUUUCCGAUUGGUGGAAAAGUUAACAACGCAUCCUAUGAAAAAAUAACUUGGAUAAAUAAAGCUAUAGAGGGAAAUGCACAGCAGCAGCAGGCGAUCCGGAACAUUCUACAUAAAACCUCCCAACCUGACCCUUACAUUCUGUUCGGUCCCCCAGGAACCGGUAAGACCUCGACCCUGAUUGAGGCAAUCUUGCAGAUCCAGAAGCGCAGUUCCUCGACUCGUAUUCUCAUCUGCACUCCCUCAAACUCUGCAGCAGAUGAGAUUGCCCUCAAACUCCAACGCCACUGCCCCGAUAUAAUCUCCGAGAAUGCUCUGUUUCGUAUGUACAGUGCGUCCAAGAAAAGUGACGACGUUCACGAGUUGAUAAAGGGCUCCUCAAAUAUGAGCUCUGAUGAGGCAGUUUUUCUUUCAAAAGAGUUGUUCAUGAGAAAAAAAAUUGUUAUCGUGACACUGGCCACAGCAGCCAGGAUCGAUAAGUACGGUCUGAAGGAGGAUCACUUUGGAUAUCUGUUCAUCGACGAGGCAGGACAAGCGACCGAGCUGCAGACUCUCAUUCCCCUCUUGACAUUGUGCGGUGGCAAACCGGAAUUUAACGGCAAACUCUGCGGUCAGGUGGUGAUAGCUGGAGAUCCCCAACAGUUGGGACCCUGCUGUGAUUCUAAACUUGCUGAACCCAUUCUUUCCAGGUCUAUGCUUGAGAGACUCAUGUCCUGGGGUCCCUAUCGGCGCUCUGAAAGCACUGGGUAUGAUCCCAUUUACGUGACUAAACUCGUCCAGAACUUCAGGUGUCAUCCAGCAAUUCUUCACAUCCCCAACAAGCUAUUCUACGAUGGGGAGUUGAUCCCGUGCGGUGGUGAUCACACUCUACGUGCCUUAGACUGGUUCUACCUUCCCAAGAAAAAAUUUCCUGUGAUGUUUCACGCAGUUAAAGGUGAAGAGCAACGAGAAACUUAUUCUCCAAGUGUUUACAACCCGCUCGAGGUGAAGGUAAUUGUCGAUUACGUGAAGAAGCUGAUUGGGGCUAAUUUAGGGGGACAAAUAAUCAAGGAGGAGGAAGUGGGAAUCGUGACGCCUUAUAAACUCCAGAAGCAGAAGCUAAUGCAGGCUCUUGCUAAGGCUGGCUUCAAGAACAUAUCUGUGGGGACUGUGGAGAUAUUCCAGGGACAAGAGAGGGAUGUCAUCAUCAUUUCAACAGUCAGAUCUGUCUUGUACAGAAGACGAACGGGGAAGAUUCACAUUGGUUUUCUCUCCAAUCCCAAGAGAUUCAAUGUAGCUGUGACGAGGGCCAAAUCUCUUCUGAUUGUCGUUGGGAAUCCCGAGAUUCUGCAGCACGACGAAUGCUGGAAGGAGUUCAUGCAGUACUGUUUGGAUAAUGUUUCCUGGUGCGGGCCUAGACAUCUGCUGGACAAGUUUGUCAGUAGUACGGAGAUUGCCAAGCUCUUGGGGAAGAAGCAUGUAACAAUACCCAGGUGGGAUCCAAAUUCUAAUUUGCCGGUGGUUGAGGACCUCAAGUCCGCCAAUGAUUACAAGGCUGGGGAUGAGGAAACGACGGUGAGGAGGAGGAGAUUGCCAGUGGACUGCACACAAGAUAACGAAAUAGAGUCCGAUUCCUCCGAGGAUGGUUCGAGCGUGGAGGAGGUUAACGACUGGCCGGAGCACGACUCCGGUGAGAGCAGUGAUUAUUAUGAGAAUGACGAGCCCGCGACGGAUGGGGAGGAUGAAUUUCAUGAUUCAUCCACGGGUGAAUCUUUAAACAGGGAGGAAGAGGAGGAGGAGGAAGAAGAAGAAGAUGGACUUUUAAGGAAAUUAAGGAAGCGAAUGGAGGAACUGGAAAUCUCCAGUAGUUCCAAUAAUUCAACGAAUUGACGUAUGUUUUUGAGGGGUUUUCUCAGCAGCUGUUUAGGGUGGAAAUCUUUUUGUCAAUCGAUAUAGUUUAUUUCCACAGGAAAACUUCGGGAAAAAUGAUUUAUGAAGAGUUGAUUUUUUAAUAAUUGAGUUGUAGUUUAGUGCAAUAACUUCUGUUGAUAGUAUUAAUAAUUUUGUAGGAUUGUUCUUCAAGCGAUGGAAAUGAUGAAGAAAAUGUGAAAAUAGACGUAAUUACGAAUUUUCACGAAUGAAACUAAUGAUUUAGAACGCAAAAUAUGCAACUGGGAGAAGGGGCAGAAAUGCUUCAUUUAAUUUAAGGUUUAAUGUAUUUCGGGCAUUUAAUAUUUGAGGGAAAUAUUUAUUUAAUGACAUUCCGACAAUAGCACUGAAAAUAUAAUCGAAGGAAGUUCUUAUCGUUCCUCUACUAAUCGCUAAGAUAAUGAAAAGGUCAAAGUAGAUAAUAGUUCUGCAUUUUCGUAAAACUGUGAUUUUUGGCAUUGAGAGGUACUUCUUGGUGGCAGAUAUUCCAGAAGCUGAACAGUUAUUACAAAAGAGUUCAAAACGUUAUGAUAAAUUUAAUUUUAAUCUUCAGUUAAUUACCUGUGUCAAGAAAGAACUGUGAUCUUUGUGAUAAUCGCAGCGUCGAUUAGAAAUGUGAUUGUAUUUUGCAUAAGAGCCCAAAGAUGAAUAUUUUUAUAGAAAAGUUAAAUAUAUAAAUAAGUUGAAGCUAUUGUACCCCAGAAUGUGAUAAGAAAAAAAGGACAUACAUAUGAUAAUGAAGUUUCAAAGAUUAUUUCCCCCAGUUAUUCUUAGUCCUUAUUUUCUGUCAAAAUUAUAAUGAUAACGAGAAACUCGGAAUCGUUUUUUUUUUAUUAAAUUAAUCAAUCCUACCAAAUGUCUGACUUUAUGUUCACGAAAUGAAACGUUUAUUUGAAAAUUUUUUUAAUUAAUGGUCAACAGUAUUUUAAAAAUAUUUGUAAUUUUUUUGGAAUAAAACUUAAUAUCUAUGUUUUUUAUACGUAAACUUGAGUAUAAUAAAUAAAUAUUCUUGUUGCAAAGAAAA